Messenger RNA from Prorocentrum cordatum, 413 nucleotides. The record is from the annotation of a GenBank genome assembly. NCBI's taxonomy places the organism in Eukaryota, Dinophyceae, Prorocentrales, Prorocentraceae.
GUCUUCGCGGACCUGGCCAGCAGCUCCAGAACGAUGCCUCUGUCUGCAUGGACCUGAAUGACGGCAUAGGGAUUGUCAAGGAAGAUCAAAAUUGGGUCUAUAGCGGGACCACAGUUGUCUCGGAGGAGCUCUCGACCAGGGAGAAUCUGUCUGGGGGCGCUGGGCACUUGGUGAGGGAGGUGAUGGAGGAGUACGGCAUGGCUGCCGUGCUGGUUGAGCAGAAUAUGGACGUGCUCACAGACGCUCUCACCAGCGGGCAGCCGAACCGCUACUUUAAGUACUUGACAGUUCGCUCUAGGUUCAGGGAGGCUGGGAACGAGGAGGAGGAAGAGAGGAUCAAGAAGGAGCUGAAGGAGCUUAGCAAGCACUGUGCAAAAAUCCGCAAGCAGCACAUGGUGGAGUGGAGGGAGCAG